GUUCCUUGAUGUCUUGUUGCUCUGUCCAUGGAUGAGAUUGAAGUUGUUUCAGAAGCACCAUUGUCUGACCAGGCUUCAACUAGUUCCUCCAGACCUUCAAGGAGCUAUGAGACACUUGGUCAUGCACAUGAACUGUUCGACAGUGAGAAGGUGCCUUCGAGUUUGGUUACUGAGGUCCGAAGGUUCGUCCGUGUCGCCAAUCAGAUACAAUCUGAGUCUCCUCGCCUUGCUUAUCUAUGUCGGGUUCAUGCAUUUACUAUGGUACACUUUCUAGACCCAAAUUCUAGUGGACGAGGUGUUCGACAAUUCAAAACUACACUUCUUCAGCGAUUGGAACAGGAUGAACAUACCAUUCCAAAGCACGAAGGGAAAAGCGAUGUACGAGAAUUGAAAUCAUUCUACCUUAAAAUGAAAGAUGCAAAUGAGCAAGUGGUUGCUUCUGUUCUUUAUGAAGUAUUGGAAGCUAUUAAAUCUGAAGCUGGUUUUGUGACUUCUGACGAUGCCAAAGCCUCAAAAGCAUCUUUUGCAUCCAACAUUCUGCCGCUUGAUUCGGGGGGUAGUCAUCAUGCUAUUAUGCAUCUUCCAGAGAUCAAAGCUGCACUUUCUGCUGUUCGAAAUGUUCAAGGUCUUCCUAUGGCACGAAGUGGGGAAGAAACUGGUGGCUAUGUUGAUUUGCUUGACUUUCUUGAAUGUUUGUUUGGAUUUCAGAGUGGAAAUGUGGCUAAUCAACGGGAGCAUUUGAUUUUAUUGCUUGCUAAUAUACAAGUCAGGCAGAAGCCCAUAUCAAUGUCGAAGCUUGGUGACAAAGCUGUGGAUGAACUUAUGAUUAAAUUAUUUCAUAAUUAUAUGAAUUGGUGCAAUUUUCUGGGACGAACAAUCAACAUUUGGUUACCAUCAAUCAAGCAACAAGUGCAACAAUAUAAACUUUUAUAUAUUGGUCUUUAUCUUCUUAUAUGGGGGGAAGCUGCAAAUUUGCGAUUAAUGCCAGAGUGUUUAUGCUACGUCUUUCAUUAUAUGGCAUAUGAUUUAUAUGGAUUUUUAUCUGGUUCUAUGAAUUUAAAAACUGGAGAAAAGGUGGUCCCCGCAUAUGGAGGAGAGCCAGAAUCAUUUCUGAAGAAUGUAGUCACCCCUAUAUAUGGGGUCAUACUUGAGGAAGCUCUAAAGAGCAAAAAUGGGACUUCUGACCAUUCUACUUGGAGAAAUUAUGAUGAUCUAAAUGAGUACUUUUGGUCUGUUGAUUGUUUCAAGCUUGGUUGGCCAAUUAAGCUUGAUGCAGACUUCUUCCAUACUCUAUAUUCUGAAGAUGGAAUCCAAAAAUCUCAGGCAGCCAUAAAUGAACAAAAUGAAGAACAAGAAGUACAGAAGUGGUUGGGUAAGACCAAUUUUGUGGAAAUUCGUUCAUUUUGGCAUCUUUUCAGAAGUUUUGAUAGAAUGUGGACAUUUUUCACCUUAGUUCUCCAGGCAAUGAUAAUUGUCGCAUGUCAUGAUCUAGAAACACCGGUUCAAUUACUGGAUUCAGUUAUCUUUAAUGACAUUUUGAGCAUCUUCAUCACUAAUGCUUUUCUUAGAUUCAUACAAGUGACUUUCGACAUUGUUUUUACAUGGAAAGCAAGGAAAACCAUGAGUUUUAAUCAAAAAUUGAGAUUUGUGGUGAAGUUUGUAAUUGCAGCUACAUGGACUAUUACCCUUCCUGUUUCUUAUGCCAGUUCAACAAGAAACUGUUCCGAAACCAGUUUUGACGACUUCUGCUUGUCAACUUAUAUCAUUACAGUAGGAAUAUACUUGGCAAGUAAUGUUAUUGGAAGUGCAUUUUUCUUGGUUCCUGCAGUUACCAAUUACAUAGAGACCUCAAAUUGGUGUGUCUGUAAAUUUCUGUCAUGGUACGCUCAGCCUCAGCUAUAUAUCGGACGAGGGAUGCAAGAAAGCCAAGUAUCUCUUUUAAAGUAUACAAUAUUCUGGCUUAUUCUGUUAUCCAGCAAAAUUUUGUUCAGCUAUCAUUUUGAGAUAAAACCUGUUGUAGAAUCAACAAAACAAAUAAUGAAAAUUAGCGUGAAUAACUAUGAAUGGCACGAACUAUUUCCACGAGUCAAGCACAAUGCUGGUGCAAUUCUUGCUGUUUGGGCUCCCAUUAUCCUGGUAUAUUUUAUGGAUACACAAAUAUGGUAUGCUAUCUUCUGUACAAUUUUUGGAGGAUUUUAUGGUAUAUUUCAUCAUCUUGGAGAGAUACGUACGAUGGGAAUGGUGAAAAGCCGUUUCCAUACCUUACCUUCUGUGUUCAGCAUUAACCUUGUUCCUCCCACUUCACAUAAGCAGAGGAAAAAGAACCUCACUAAUUUCUUAAAGAACAAAAUUUUCAAGGAUUCAGAAAUUGGAUCAAGUGAUCUUGUCAAGUUUGCUUUAGUAUGGAAUAAUAUUAUCAGCAGCUUCCGCUAUGAGGACUUAAUAAGCAACAAAAGUCCUUGCUUGAUGAUGCCUCUGUCUGCAGACAUGAGUUCUAGUUGUGCCCGUUGGCCAUUAUUUCUUCUGGCAACAAAGUUCUCAACUGCAAUAAACAUGGGUAGAGAUUUUGUUGGAACAUAUGAGCAACUACUUAGAAAAAUAGAAAAAGACAAGUACAUGUACUCAGCUAUUCAAGAAUGCUAUCACUCUCUGAAGUAUAUCCUCAAUGCCCUUGUUGUCGGUGAACUAGAAAAAAGGGUCAUUGAUGAAGUUUUUUCCGAAGUUGAAAAAAGCAUUGAGAGCUGUAGCCUUCUUAAAGAUUUUAACUUGCAUGAGUUACCUGCUCUUCAUGAUAAAUUGAUACUUUUGGUCAAGAUGCUGUUUGAAAAUGAGCAAGCUCAGCGAGAUGAUGUAAUUAUUGUACUCCAAGAUAUUCUCGAGUUGUUGAUCAAAGAUGUCAUGAAUCACGGGAACAAAAUACUGGACUUAAUAAAUGGCGCUCAAAUUUUUGAGGAGCCUGAUGUUGAUAAACUCAUUCAGUAUCCACCAGAUUUGUUCACGUCAAAUGUUUCUGAUCCUGUUAUAUGUUUCCCAUUGACAUAUGCAAGCACAUUGAAGGAAAAGAUCCAGCGCUUGUUUCUGCUGCUCACUGUAAAAGAUACAGCUAUGAACAUUCCAACUAAUUUAGAGGCUCGACGCCGUAUUUCGUUCUUUGCAACCUCUCUUUUCAUGGAUAUGCCUGCUGCACCUAAAAUUCGAAAUAUGUUAUCUUUCAGUGUUAUGACUCCACACUAUAUGGAAGAGGUAAAAUUUUCUGAAGACGAGCUUCAUUCAAGUCAAGAUGGGGCAUCCAUUCUUUCCUACAUGCAGAAAAUAUAUCCAGAUGAAUGGAAAAACUUCCUGGAACGAUGUGAUUCCAGUGCUUCAAAUGAAGAAGAGAUUAGAUAUUGGGCAUCUUUCCGUGGACAAACACUAAGUCGUACAGUUAGGGGGAUGAUGUAUUAUAUGAAGGCAUUGAGGUGGCAGGCGUUUUUAGACAUGGCUAGUGAUCAAGAUAUCAUUGAUAGGCGCAAUGAUGUUGAAAGAGAACACAGUAAGAAAAGUAAUCGGCAAACAUUGGCAGCCCAGUUAGAUGCAUUAGUAAAUAUGAAAUUCACGUAUGUGAUCUCGUGUCAAAAGUAUGGAGAACAAAAGGCUUCUGGUGCUCCACAUGCCAAAGAUAUCAUUGAUUUGAUGACAAGGUAUCCAUAUCUCCGUGUUGCCUAUAUUGAAGAAAAAGAAGAGAUGAUAAAUAAGAUGUCUCGUAAGGUUUAUUUUUCAGUUCUCAUUAAAGCUGAAAACAACCUUGAUCAGGAAGUUUACCGUAUCAAGCUUCCUGGUCCUCCCAUCAUUGGAGAAGGCAAACCUGAGAACCAAAACCAUGCAAUAAUUUUCACUCGUGGAGAAGCCCUCCAAACAAUUGAUAUGAACCAAGACAAUUAUUUAGAAGAAACUUUUAAAAUGAGAAAUGUCCUGCAAGAAUUUCUUGGACACAAUGGAGAUCAGCCUCCGACCAUCAUUGGACUUAGAGAGCACAUAUUCACUGGAAGUGUUUCAUCUCUUGCUGGAUUCAUGUCCUCUCAAGAAACUAGUUUUGUCACCAUCGGACAAAGGUUUCUUACAGACCCCCUCAGGGUCCGUUUUCACUAUGGCCACCCAGAUCUAUUUGAUAGGGUGUUUCAUCUGACCAGAGGGGGCAUAAGCAAAGCAUCAAAAACAAUCAAUUUGAGUGAGGAUGUAUUUGCGGGAUUUAAUUCCACCUUAAGGCAAGGUUAUGUUACGUACAAGGAGUACAUGCAAGUCGGCAAGGGACGUGAUGUGGGCCUAAAUCAAAUAUCAAAGUUUGAAGCAAAAGUAGCAAAUGGAAAUAGUGAACAAAUUCUUAGCAGGGAUAUUUACCGGCUUGGGCGGCGUUUUGACUUCUUCAGGAUGCUUUCUUGUUAUUUCACAACAGUUGGAUUUUACGUUAAUAGCUUAAUUUCAAUACUUGGUGUUUAUGUAUUUCUCUAUGGUCAGCUCUAUUUGGUUCUUAGCGGAGUUGAGAAGGCACUCAUUAAUGAAGCACGGAUGCAAAAUAUAAAGUCUUUAGAAACAGCUCUUGCCUCACAAUCAUUCCUUCAACUUGGACUCCUAACGGGUUUACCGAUGUUUAUGGAGCUUGGUCUAGAGAAAGGAUUUCGUAUGGCAGUGAGUGAUUUCAUCCUCAUGCAAUUGCAGCUGGCUUCCGUCUUCUUCACAUUCUCCCUCGGAACAAAGUCACACUAUUUUGGCCGGACGAUCCUUCAUGGUGGUGCCAAAUAUAGGCCUACCGGUCGCAAAUUUGUGGUUUUCCACUCAAGCUUUUCCGAGAACUACCAAUUAUAUUCACGCAGCCACUUCGUCAAAGGAUUUGAGAUGCUUUUCCUCUUAACUGUUUAUAACAUGUUCAGAAGAUCAUACCAGAGUAGUAUGGCUUAUCUGUUCGCCACAUACUCCAUAUGGUUCAUGACUUUUACUUGGCUGUUUGCUCCAUUUCUGUUCAAUCCUUCUGGAUUUGCGUGGCAUAAGACUGUUGAAGACUGGAAAGACUGGAACAAGUGGAUGAAUAAUCAAGGGGGGAUCGGUGUGCAACCUGAUAAAAGUUGGGAGUCAUGGUGGAAUGAAGAGCAAGCGCAUCUUAGGCAUUCUGGACUGACUUCUCAGAUACUUGAAAUGUUACUCUCACUAAGGUUCUUCAUUUAUCAAUACGGUCUAGUUUAUCACCUUGACAUAGCCCAAGAAAACAAAAACUUCCUCGUCUAUGUGCUCUCAUGGGUUGUGAUUGUCGCUAUCUUCUUACUAGUCAAGGCAGUCAGUAAGGGGCGUGAACGGCUGAGCACACGUUUCCAUCUCCUGUUCAGGCUUUUCAAAGUUCUUAUAUUCCUCAGCAUUCUAACUUGCAUCAUCACUCUUUCAAACAUUUGCAAGCUCUCUUUGACGGAUUUACUCAUUUGUUGUCUUGCAUUCAUUCCCACUGGUUGGGGAUUGUUGCUGAUUUCACAAGUCUUGAGGUUCAAAUUAGAACAGUACUGGAUAUGGGAGUCAAUCCAAGUGAUUGCUCAAGCCUAUGACUAUGUGAUGGGCAGUUUGAUUUUCGCACCAGUAGCAGCAUUGUCAUGGAUGCCGGUCAUAUCAGCAAUACAAACUCGUGUUCUUUUCAACCAGGCAUUUAAUCGACAACUGCAGAUACAACCAAUUCUUGCUUGGAAAAGUAAGAAAAAGUAGUUUGUUGCAUUUUUCCACACAAGGAAUGAAUGAAUCAUCAUAUUGAUGAUUUUGUUCUCA
Molecule: messenger RNA, 5781 nt
Organism: Dioscorea cayenensis subsp. rotundata (Guinea yam)
Lineage: Eukaryota; Viridiplantae; Streptophyta; Magnoliopsida; Dioscoreales; Dioscoreaceae
Product: putative callose synthase 8
Exons: 41
Coding region: 28-5721 (1897 amino acids)
Biological process (GO): (1->3)-beta-D-glucan biosynthetic process
Cellular component (GO): 1,3-beta-D-glucan synthase complex; plasma membrane
Molecular function (GO): 1,3-beta-D-glucan synthase activity
Source: RefSeq, a predicted model, not a curated record